Messenger RNA from Capronia coronata CBS 617.96, 6675 nucleotides. RefSeq lists its product as uncharacterized. Lineage: Eukaryota; Fungi; Ascomycota; Eurotiomycetes; Chaetothyriales; Herpotrichiellaceae. The transcript has a single exon. The record is from RefSeq and is a predicted model, not a curated record. Gene Ontology annotation, cellular component: nucleus. Gene Ontology annotation, molecular function: ATP hydrolysis activity; ATP binding; nucleic acid binding. The coding region runs from base 1 to 6675 and encodes 2224 amino acids.
AUGGCCGAUCCCAACAAUGUCUCGCAGUACAAGUACUCGGCGAUGUCCAACCUGGUCCUCCAGGUGGACCGCCGCUUCGUCUCGCGUGCGAAGGACGAAAACACUGGUGACCCAGAAUCCUUGGCUGGACGACUCAAUAUUCGAGACAUGGGGUCGCGUGUCGCCCGAGAACAGGCACCCAAGCAGAAAAAGACGCCUUCUGGGUUGCAGGUAGAAAGAGGGUCGAUACGUGAAGGCGAGGAUGUUCUGGAGCGAGAGCAGAGAAAACGAAAGCGCGGUGAACCUGCCCAGACUCGCGGCGCCGGCGUCCUGUCCGCUGGCGAUGCCUUGAUCGAAGGGCUCAAGUAUCGUCCGAGAACACCUGCCACACGUGCUACCUACGACCUUCUGCUUACCGUCACCGCCAAUGCAUUGGGUGAUGUUCCCCAGGAAGUCGUCCGCAGCGCUGCCGACGCGAUCCUCGAAUACCUGAAAGAUGAAAAUCUCAAGGACUUGGACAAGAAGAAAGAAAUCGAUGACAUUGUCGGGACUACGCUGACCCCGAAAGAGUUCAACGAGUUGGUCAAUUUGGGCAAGAAGAUCACCGACUACGAUGCUCAGGACGACGACGAAAACAUGGACGAUGCAAACGCAGACGGGGGCGAGCUCGAUGAACGGCAGGGUGUCGCGGUCGUCUUUGAUGAAUCAGACGAGGACGAAGAUGGCGUACACAGAACGUAUGAGGUCCGGGAUGGAGACGACGCCUCAGAUGAAGAGGAGGAUGUGCAAGACCAACCUGGACUUGACGAGGCCGCUGAGGCUGGCGGCGCGGGAGUACCAGAGAUCGACCCGGAUGAAGACAUUGAAGAGGAAAUGGUAAUCGAUGCUGGCAUUGCGGACUCGAGCCGACGGAAGCGCGACGAUAGCGACUCGAUUCCAAUUCACGAAAUCGAUGCGUACUGGCUGCAACGUCAAAUUGGAGCCAUUUACUCUGAUGCGCACAUCCAACAGCAAAAGACUCAAGAUGCAUUGCGGAUUUUGUCUGGCAAGUCAACCGAGGGAGAAGACUUGUCGCUUCGGGAUAUCGAAAACGACUUGAUGGACUUGUUUGACUACGAGCACCCUGAGUUGGUAAGCAAACUUGUUUCUAACCGGGACAAAAUCGUCUGGGCGACCAGGUGGCGCAGAGUUGCUGAAGACGAUGACGCCCGGAACUUGGUGGAGAGCGAAAUGGUCGAAGCCGGCCACCGCAGCAUUCUCGACGAGCUGCUUGGAAAAUCAGACCGAACCACAGAAGGUCCGAGACCUGCUAAAAAGCUGAAGUUAGACCUCAUGGAUCUCGACAUUCCCAAAGCCCAGGAGGAGGAGCACAAGGAGAAGAAGGACGGCGUUCUUUCAGGUGGCCUACAGCCUCAACGCUUGAUCAACCUUGAAAACCUUGUCUUUGAGCAAGGAAAUCAUCUCAUGACCAACCCCAAAGUCAUACUUCCCCAAGGUUCGACGAAACGAACAUUCAAAGGAUACGAAGAAAUCCACGUCCCGGCGCCGAAGCCUAGGCGAGACCCAGGAGAGAAAAAUAUCCCAACGACGGAUCUUCCCGAUUGGGCGAGGCAAGGCUUCGGAUCCGCGAAGGAGCUCAAUCGGAUACAGUCCAAAUGCUAUCCGUCGGCCUUCCACGACGACGGCAACAUGCUCAUUUGUGCUCCUACAGGUUCUGGAAAGACUAACGUCGCCAUGUUGACCAUGCUUCGUGAGAUUGGAAAACAUCGAAAUCCGGAGACAGGGGAGAUCAUGUUGGAUGAUUUCAAGAUCAUCUACAUUGCCCCCUUGAAGGCUUUGGUCCAGGAGCAGGUGGGCAAUUUUGGAAAGCGCCUCGAAUCCUACGGUAUCCGAGUUGCGGAACUCACUGGCGAUCGACAGCUUACAAAACAGCAAAUCGCCGAUACUCAAGUCAUUGUCACGACACCAGAGAAGUGGGAUGUUAUCACUCGAAAGGCUACCGAUAUGAGCUAUACAAGACUGGUCCGUCUGAUCAUCAUUGACGAAAUCCAUCUCCUGCACGAUGAUCGUGGGCCGGUUCUAGAGAGCAUCGUUAGUCGAACCAUCCGAAAGAUCGAGCAGACUGGCGACGCUGUCAGGAUUGUGGGCUUGAGUGCGACGCUGCCUAAUUACAGGGACGUGGCUACCUUCCUUCGAGUGGAUCCUGAAAAAGGCCUCUUCCACUUCGAUGGUUCAUACAGACCAUGUCCUCUUCGGCAGGAAUUCAUCGGUGUUACUGAGAAGAAAGCGAUCAAGAUGUUGAAGACCAUGAAUGAUGUCUGCUAUGCCAAAGUCAUUGAGCAUGUCGGCACAAAUCAGCAGCAAAUGUUGAUCUUCGUCCAUUCUCGAAAAGAGACUGCUAAAACGGCCAAACAUAUCCGGGAUAAAGCAGUCGAGCUGGAGACUAUUGGCCAAAUCAUGAGAACAGACGCCGCAAGCCGCUCUGUCCUCCAAGAAGAAGCUGAUGCUGUUCAUGAUGCCGCCCUGAAAGACCUCUUGCCUUAUGGGUUUGGUAUCCAUCAUGCUGGAAUGGGUGUUGCCGACCGUACAUCUGUGCAGGAUCUCUUUGCGGAUGGCUAUCUACGAGUUCUCGUCUGUACAGCGACACUGGCCUGGGGUGUCAAUCUCCCUGCGCAUACCGUUAUCAUCAAGGGUACUCAAGUGUACUCUCCCGAAAAAGGUAGCUGGGUCGAGCUCAGCCCUCAAGAUGUGCUUCAGAUGUUGGGACGUGCUGGGCGGCCGCAGUUCGAUUCCUAUGGCGAAGGCAUCAUUAUAACGUCACAAUCAGAGAUACAGUACUAUCUGUCACUGAUGAACCAGCAAUUGCCCAUUGAAAGUCAAAUGAUGAGCAAGCUUGCCGACAACCUCAAUGCCGAGAUUGUCUUGGGUAACAUUCGGAGCCGUGAUGAUGGCGUCGAGUGGCUUGGUUACACUUACCUAUUUGUCCGCAUGAUUCGGUCACCGGGCCUCUACAGUGUCGGGGCGGAUUACGACAACGAUGAGAAUCUGGAACAGAAGCGUGUCGACCUCGUUCACUCGGCCGCCUUUGUUUUGGAGAAGGCUGGGUUGGUGAAAUACGACAAGAAGACCGGUAAACUGCAAGCAACAGACCUUGGCCGCAUCGCCUCACACUACUAUGUCACGCACAACUCGAUGUCAACCUACAAUCAUCAUCUCCAGCCAUCGAUCAGCACUAUCGAGCUCUUCCGAAUUUUCGCCCUCAGUGAUGAGUUCAAGUAUAUUCCCGUUCGACAGGAUGAGAAAUUGGAGCUGGCCAAACUGUUGGGAAGGGUCCCGAUUCCGGUAAAAGAAGGCAUGGAAGAGCCACAAGCCAAGAUCAAUGUUCUCUUGCAGGCCUAUAUUUCUCGGCUCAAGCUCGAGGGGUUGGCCCUGAUGGCGGAUCUUGUCUACGUCACCCAAUCGGCAGGACGAAUCUUGAGAGCCAUCUUCGAGAUUUGCCUCAAAAAGGGCUGGGCUUCUGUCGCAAAAACCGCGCUCGACCUUUGCAAAAUGGCCGAGAAACGAAUGUGGCCGACCAUGACCCCCUUAAGGCAAUUCCCAAUGUGUCCCCGAGAAUAUGUGCAGAAGGCCGAGCGAGUGGAGGUGCCAUGGCCCAGCUACUUUGACUUGGAUCCGCCUCGGAUGGGUGAGCUCCUGGGCAUGCCCAAGGCAGGACGCGUCGUCUGCGAUCUUGUUUCGAAGUUUCCUCGGCUGGAGGUUCAAGCGCAGGUCCAGCCCAUCACGCGGUCAAUGCUCCAUGUGGAGCUCACCAUCACACCAAACUUCGUGUGGGAUGACGCCCUCCAUGGAGUGGCGGAGUCUUUCUGGAUCAUCGUCGAGGACUGUGAUGGCGAAGAUCUGCUGUUCCACGACCAGUUCAUACUUCGAAAAGAAUUUGCUGUUGGUGAAAUGACAGAUCAUCUGGUGGAUUUCACCGUUCCCAUCAGCGAGCCCAUCCCGCCCAACUACUUUAUCUCGUUGGUGUCCGACCGCUGGAUGCAUUCGGAGACCAGAAUCCCAGUUUCCUUCCAGAAGCUCAUCCUACCGGAGCGGUUCCCGCCUCACACUCAAUUGUUGGAUCUGCAGCCGGUACCGGUGCAGGCCUUGAAGAUCAAAGACUAUGUUGAUAUCUACUCGGACUGGGACCGGUACAACAAGAUUCAAACACAAGUAUUCAAGUCGCUAUACGACAGCAACGACAGCGUUUUCGUUGGUGCGCCCACGGGCAGCGGCAAGACGGUCUGUGCCGAGUUUGCUUUGUUGCGGCACUGGAAAAAUCCCGAGGCUGGCAAAGCAGUCUACAUUGCACCUUUCCAAGAAUUGGUGGACAGCCGUCUCGCCGAUUGGCAACAGCGCCUCAGCCAAAUUGGUGGUGGCAAGAUCAUCUCGAGUCUGACUGGCGAGAUCACAGCCGACCUCCGAAUAUUGGACAAGUCAGACUUGGUCCUGGCCACACCUACGCAGUGGGAUGUCUUGUCACGACAGUGGCAGCGGCGAAAGAACGUGCAAAAUGUGGAAUUGUUCAUUGCCGAUGAGCUCCACAUGCUCGGCGGCGAGAAUGGUGCUGUGUACGAGGUGAUCGUUUCCAGGAUGCAAUAUAUCCACAUUCAGUUGGAGAACAACAUGCGCAUUGUCGGGUUGAGUGUCCCAUUGUCUAAUGCUCGAGACGUGGGAGAAUGGCUGGGCGCCAACAAGCACACCAUUUACAAUUUUAGCCCAUCGGCGCGUCCUGUUGGAUUGGAGUUGCACAUCCAGUCUUUCAGCAUUCCACAUUUUCCAUCACUGAUGAUGGCCAUGGCCCGACCAGCAUACCAAGCCAUUCUGCAGUUAUCGCCGGACAAGCCAGCCAUUAUUUUUGUGCCCAACAGGAAGCAAGUCCGAUCGACUGCUCUUGACCUCCUUCAGGCCUGCAUUAUGGAUGAUGACGAUGAACGGUUCCUCCACACCAACGUUGAGGAGCUGACUCCAUUCUUGGAGCGUAUCAAUGAGCGAGCACUGGCUGAAUCGUUGACCCACGGCAUCGGUUACUACCAUGAAGCUUUGACGAACACCGACAAAAAGAUCGUGGCCCAUCUGUUCAAGAUUGGCGCAAUUCAAGUCAUGCUCGCCUCUCGAGACGUCUGCUGGGAGCUGCCUGUGACGGCACAUCUGGUGGUGGUCAUGGGCACGCAAUAUUUCCUGGGCCGGGAACACCGCUACGUGGACUAUCAAAUCAGCGAAGUUCUACAGAUGUUUGGGCGAGCUACUCGACCAGGCGAGGACAGGAUUGGCAAAGGUGUUCUCAUGGUGCCGGCAGUCCGAAGAGAAUACUACAAGAAAUUCCUCAAUGAGGCAUUGCCCAUCGAAAGCCACCUCCAGCUCUGGCUGCAUGAUGCGUUCGUGACCGAAAUCAGCACCAAGACAAUCACUUCCACCCAGGAUGCGGUGGAUUGGUCUACCUACACAUACUUCUACCGGCGUCUGUUGGCCAAUCCCAGCUUCUACGGUCUGAAUGAUACCUCACAUGAGGGCCUCAGCACAUUCCUCUCGGAACUGGUGGAGAACACUUUGAAAGAGCUUGCAGAAGCCAAGAUCAUCGAUCUAGACGAUGAGGAUGACUCAGUGUCGCCCUUGAACCCGGCCAUGAUCGCGGCAUACUACAACAUCUCCUUCAUCACCAUGCAGACCUUCCUGCUCUCGCUGACAGGCCGGACGAAGCUCAAGGGCAUGCUCGAAAUCGUCACUUCCGCCACCGAGUUUGAGGAUAUCCAGAUGCGGCGACACGAAGACCACAUUCUGCGCCGAAUCUACGACCGUGUGCCUGUCAAGAUGUCCGAACCGGCGUACGACUCUCCGCACUUCAAGGCCUUGGUCCUUCUCCAAGCACAUUUUUCUCGCAUGCAGCUCACAAUCGACCUGGCCAAAGACCAAGAGGUCAUCCUCGGCAAGGUGCUCAGUCUGCUCUCUGCGUGUGUAGAUGUGCUCAGCUCGGAGGGACAUCUGAACGCGAUCAACGCGAUGGAAAUGUCACAGAUGGUGGUGCAGGCGAUGUGGGACCGCGACAGCCCGUUGCUGCAAAUCCCACACUUUGACAACAAGAUCGUGGAGAUUCUGGGCAAGCUCGGCAUCAAGGACAUUGACGACUUCAUGACCGCCAUGGACCCCAGCGAAAACUCUGACCAACCCAAACUCGUGGCCGCGAUGGGCCUGACGAACCGACAGCUCGUCGAGGCCGCCAACUUCACCAACAACAAAUACCCGAGUCUCGAACUGGAAUUUGAAGUCCUCGAAAAAGAUGCCGUCACGGCGGGGCAGCCCUCGUACCUCCAGAUCCGGGUCACGCGCGAAGUCGACGACGAUGAAGGCGAAGUGGAUCUCACCGUCCACGCGCCCUUCUAUCCAGGUCGGAAGCUGGAGAAUUGGUGGUUGGUGGUUGCGGAGGAGAAGACCAAGACUCUGCUUGCGAUCAAACGUGUCACGAUUGGCAAGGAAUUGUCUACAAAGUUGGAGUAUGUCGUGCCAACGGCUGGGAAGAAGGAUCUUACCUUGUUCCUCAUGUGUGACUCGUACGUCGGGGUUGAUCAGAGCAUGGCGUUCAGUGUCGAUGCUGCCGAGGGAAUGGAUGAAGAUGAAGACGAGGAGGAAGACGAAGACGAAAAGGGGCAGAAUGGAGAGUAG